Molecule: messenger RNA, 7880 nt
Organism: Oncorhynchus mykiss (rainbow trout)
Lineage: Eukaryota; Metazoa; Chordata; Actinopteri; Salmoniformes; Salmonidae
Source: RefSeq, a predicted model, not a curated record
AGUCUAGGGCAAAAUGACAUGUGCUUUCAAAACAAUCUCCGUUACUUUCCAUGCAGAUAGUUAUCAAAUAGACACUUUAUUGUCUUCACAUCUAAUUCUAAUCUGACUGUUCCCUAGAUGGACAUCAACCCAGGCCCCGACGGCCGUUUCGGCUUCACCAUCGUGGGAGACUGCCCCCUCUUGGUGGAUGACUGCCUGCCCAACUCCCCAGCGGGCCGCAGCGGCCUCCGGGUCGGCGACUAUGUCAUGGAGGUCAACGGGAUCCCCGUCAAGCAUCACGAAAUGGCGGCGGCCAUGAUCAAGGUGGCACAGGGACGCCCACUGCGUCUGGGCGUGCUCAGUAUGAGACGGAGGAUCAAGCGCCUCAGCCACAGUAUGAGGGAGGUGUCACUGAGCGGGGAUAGUAUCAGGCAGGACCGUGCACACAAGGCCCUGGAGUUUAACAAGAAGGUGGAGGAGGUGCUUGGUGAUGAGCCAGAUAUAAAGGAACAGCUGUUUGGUGUUCUGAAGCAGUACGCAGCCGAGCGGAACGUGGAGAACCUAGCUGAAGCCCUCCCAGACAUCUUAAUCAAUGAGGACCAUCAGCAGCUGAUUGACAGCGUCAGAAUCUUCAUCCCCAAAAAGCACCGGGAGCGCUUCGAUGAUGUUGUGUCCCAGAGCCUAAUGGGCCGGCUCAAAGGGCGGAGCUUCAGCGACCCCAGCCGCAACCACCUGCGCCGAAGCCGCAGCGAGGACCACCCGGAGCGACUGCUGGUGUCCACUCGGGCCAGCUCUGUCCCCCGAACGCAUGCCGAGGAGGGCGUGAUGCCCCCCAUCCGUGGCCUCAGGAAGACCACCUCACUCACCGCAGGGCACGCUGGCAACGCUGCAGCCCUUCGCAGGACGGUGAGAGUCUGCAAAGGGAACCUAAGUUUUGGAUUCACCCUCAGGGGCCAUGCACCUGUCUGGAUCGACUCAGUCAUCCCAGGGAGUCCAGCAGAUAAGGCGGGGCUCAAACCUGGAGACCGCAUCCUGUUCCUCAAUGGACUUGACAUGCGGAGUUGUUCCCAUGAGAAGGUCGUCUCCAUGCUACAGGGCAGCGGUGCCAUGCCCACCCUGGUCGUGGAGGAAGGCCCCCCCACCUUCACGCUAGCCGAGCCAGAGCAGCCAGGAGGGCCAGGUAGGGCGUCCCCGGGUGGAGGCGUGCCCCGCUCCCCAGUGCUCAACUCCCUGCAGUGGGUGGCUGAGAUCCUGCCUCCCUCUAUCAGGGUCCAGGGGCGCACCUUUGGACAGCAGCUGGAGCACCUGCUCACCAUCCAGGAGAGAUACACCAUCUGCAAGGCCCUGGAGAGCUUCUUCCAGCAUAGGAAUGUUGACACUCUGAUUGUGGACGUGUUCCCGGUGUUGGACACGCCAGCCAAGCAGGUGAUCUGGCGGUUUGUCUACCAGCUUCUGACCUACGAAGAGCAGGAGCACUGCCAGAGCAAGAUUUCACGUUUCCUCGGUUACAAGGCUGCAGCGCCAGCCCCCCCACCUGAGCCAGAGCCCGCCCCCGAGCCCCAUCGCCGUAGCAGCUCCAUGAGAGUGACAGGAACCGCCUACAGGGCCAGCAUGCGUGGGCGGAGCUCUGACGACCUCAUCAUCGGCACUCACCUGGGGAUGGGGAUCCGUACUGAUCCAGUGGAGAUGGGGAUGAGGCUGGCUCCAGGAGAGAGACAGUCAGGAGACGGGACGUCCCUCCCAGAGACCCCCAACAACCUCACCAACCUGUCUGCGGUGUAUGCUGAGCUGGAGAACGUGUACUCAGGGAAGAGGUCCAAGUCUCUGAAGGCUCGCGCUCCUCCUCCGGCGGACAGUCUGGUAGAGCUGGAGGUCCUCGAACACGCAGGCUCUCCGUCCAUGCACGCUAACACAGGUAGCCGUAAGGGCCCCCCACCACCUCCCUCCGCCUGGCAGGAGCCCCUCCCUAGCCCCCCUGCCCCGGUCCAGUUCUACCCCCCAGGUCUCACCUCCCAGACCAGUGCCGAGUCUAACCCCUACAUCAGCCUAGACAGCCCCCCUCCCUCGCCCCCCGACUACCCUGCCAGCCCACCCUCCCACGCCCGUCUCAAUAAGAGGCGCUACACUUUCUCUCAUCCGCCGCGCUCCUCUGAUACAGACCGGUUCCUGGACGCACUGAGCGAACAGCUGGGUCAGAGGGUCGCCAUUGUAGACGACUUCCUGUCACCCGAAAACGACUACGAGGAGGAUGUUGUCCAGAUGAGCUUCCCAGAUGAUGAGGAUGAGGAUGAGGAGGUGGAGGUGGAUGAUGAAGAUGGAGAUGGGGGUUUCAUAAUACCCCCUGAGCUGAGCAGCCCCAGCGAGUGCCAGGGCAGCAGCGGAGAGGACGCCUCCUCCCUCACCUACUCCUCCUCCUCCGAACACAUACCCCCUCCCCCCAUGACUCCCCCGCCACCUCCGCCCAUCCAAUUCAAUGAUCCUCCUCUACCUCCAAGCUAUACCGCCACCCCUGAACAGUCUCCCAGAAUGCAACUGCCUUUCCGCCGCCACCACGGGCCACCUCCGCCCCCUCCUCCUCGCUCCAACCCACCACCCAAACGCCAGUCCAUUCACAAGGUGCUUCCCACCCGGGAGGACCUGCUAGCCCAUUCUGCAAUGCAGGAACAAAAUGCGUACCAGGAGCAACAAGCUUACCAGGAACAACAAGCUUACCAGGACCAACAAACUUACCAGGACCAACAAGUGCAACAAGCGUACCAGGAGCGACAAGUGUACCAGGAGCAACGAGCAUUCCAGAAGCAACAAGCGUUUCAGGAACAAAAAGCUUACCAGGAGCAACAAGCACAACAAGCGCACCAGGAGCGACAAGCGUACCAGGAACAACAAGCUUACCAGGAGCAACAAGCACAUCAAGCGCACCAGGAGCGACAAGCAUUCCAGGAGCAACAAGCACAUCAAGAACAACAAGCGUUACAGAAGCAUCAAUCAUAUCAGGAGCAACAAGCGUACCAGGAGCAAAGUAUUUACCAGGGGCACCAGUCACUGCCUGCCCAGUCCUCGCACAAAGCACACCCUCUGCAGCAGCUUCACCAGUCCCUGCCCCCCCUCCCCUCUCCAGAGGCAGCCCACACCCAUCCAGACCUCCCAAACCACCCAGACCCCUCACUCUACCAGAUGCACCAAGCUCAACAACAGACUCGUCGUCAGAGCCGUCGUCAGUCUCACUCAGCCACAUCACCGUACAAUCCCCCAGCCCAUUCCCCUGUCCAUCCAGAUCAACAGAGUCAGUACUCGGAGGCAAUCUAUCAGAGUAUUCAUACACAGUCACAUCACUCAUCCAUGGAGCGCCUUCAGCAAGCUCAUCAGGUCCAGCAGCACCACUCCUCCAUGGAGCUGCUUCACCAAGCUCAGCAGGUCCAGCAGCACCACUCCUCCAUGGAGUUCCUUCACCAAGCUCAUCAGGUCCAGCAGCACCACUCCUCCAUGGAGCUCCUUCACCAAGCUCAGCAGGUCCAGCAGCACCACUCCUCCAUGGAGCUCCUUCACCAAGCUCAGCAGGUCCAGCAGCACCACUCCUCCAUGGAGUUCCUUCACCAAGCUCAGCAGGUUCAGCAGCCCCACUCCUCCAUAGAAUUCCUUCACCAAGCUCAACAAGACCAGCAGCACCACUCGUCCAUGGAGCUCCUUCACCAAGCUCAUCGGGUCCAGCAGCACCACUCCUCCAUGGAACUUCUUCACCAACCUCACCACUCAUCCACAGAGCUCCUUCACCAAGCUCAUCAGAUCCAGCAGCACCUCUCAUCCACGGAGCUCCUUCACCAAGCUCAUCAGAUCCAGCAAGAUCAGCCUGCAUCACUACCAGUACAUCUGGAUCAGGAGAUCCACCAGUCUCUUCAGAGCCAUCAGACUCACCCAUCUUCCCAGGCCAGCCACCAGGGUCAACAGACUCGUCAAUCUCUCAAGUCUCAUCGCACUCACCAGCCAUCCCCCCAGCGUCCCCACUCCAUCCAGCAGACUUACCACCACACUCCCCAGAUCCAGCACAUCCACCACCAGGUCCCUCCCCAGCCCACUCAGCCAGAGCUCCAUCAGAUCCACCUAAUCCACCAGCCCAUCCAGCAGCGCCACCACCCCCAGCCCACCCUGUCCACCUUCCAGCCCCUUCCACCCCACCAGCCCACCCUGUCCACCUUCCAGCCUCUGCCCCAACACCAACCCCACCAAACCCACCAGGUCCACCCCUCCAACCAGGGUCGUCCUCAGUCCCAGCCUUCUCAGCGGCUAUUCAGUCAAUCCCAGUCUCACCACCACUCCCACUCCCACCACCAACCCCUGCCCCAACCUCAGGCCAAGCAGCAUUCCCAGUCCCAGAAUAACUUGGACCAGUUGGGGAAACAGGAGCCCCCUCCUCCUCCGCCCCUGCCCCCUCCUGGAACCCCUCCUCCGCUGCCUCGCCCAGGCCUUCCGAGGAUGGACUCCAAUCAUAUGAGUGUAAAGAGGCUGCGCUGGGAACAGGUGGAGAACUCUGAGGGCACCAUCUGGGGACAGUUGGGGGAGGAUUCGGAUUAUGACAAACUGAAUGACAUGGUGAAGUAUCUGGAUCUGGAACUGCACUUUGGGACACAAAAGAACCCCAUUUCUCUUCCAGACCCAGCCCCUCAGUCGGAGACCUUCAAGAAGAAAGACGUAGUUGAGAUUCUGUCCCAUAAGAAGGCCUACAACGCAUCCAUCCUGAUUGCCCACCUGAAGCUGUCCCCGGGCGAACUACGCCAGGUGCUGAUGACCAUGGCCACAGAGCGGCUGGAGCCGACCCACAUCAAGCAGUUGCUGCUGUACGCCCCCGAUGCAGAGGAGGUCAAGCAGUAUGAACAGUACAGCGAGGACCCAGCCAAACUCAGCGAGCCUGACCAGUUUGUACUACAGAUGCUGUCAGUACCAGAGUACAAGACUCGUCUGAGAAGCCUCCACUUCAAAAGCACCCUGCAGGAGAAGACAGAGGAGAUGAGGGGCGGCUACGACUGCAUCUACAACGCCUCCAUGGAGCUCAAGACCAGCAAGAAACUGGCCAAGAUACUGGAGUUUGUGCUGGCGAUGGGGAACUAUCUGAACAACGGUCAGCCUAAGACCGGCAACAAAACCACCGGGUUUAAGAUCAACUUCCUCACUGAGCUCGGCACCACAAAAACAGUGGAUGGGAAAUCUACGUUUCUGCACAUCCUUGUCAAGUCACUGUGUCUUCACUUUCCCAACGUCCUGGAUUUUGCCAAGGACCUCACCACGGUUCCCCUGGCAGCCAAAGUGAACCAGAGGACCAUCACAUCUGACCUGAACGACCUUCACACCACUAUCCAGGACAUCCGAUCUGCCUGCCAGAAAAUGCCUGCCACAGCAGAUGACCGCUUCGCUGCAGUCAUGAGUGGCUUCCUGGAGAACAUCCACCCAGCACUACAGUCUCUGGAGUCCCUGCAGCAGAGGGCCAUGGAGGAGUGGUCCAAGACAGCCUCCUUCUUCGGAGAGGACAGCCAAGCCACCAACACAGAGUCGUUCUUUGGGAUAUUCACUGAGUUCCUCGCCAAGUUUGAGGUGAACCGCCUAGAGUUUGAAAGAGACCUCUGAAAUAGACAAAGAGCUCUUAGUGAGAACCAGGCCAAUGAGAACCCUCCUAGGAGUCCCAGGAGCCCAAGAAUGGCCUCACCCCUGGCCUGGUGAUCAGAGAGACAGGAAGAAGGGUUGGCAGGCAGGCAGACAGGCAGGCAGGCAGGCACACACACACUCUCUAUCUCUCUCUCACACACACACGGACAGGAGUGCAUGCGAAAAUCCACAUACAUGCACAAACACACAUACACACAAACACACAUACACACAAACACACAUACACACAAACACACAUACACACAAACACACAUACACACAAACACACAUACACACAAACACACAAACACACAUACACACAUACACACAAACGCACUCAUAGUAUUUCAAUUUUUGUAAUUCAAGAAAUGUAUAUUGUGGGAAUUAGGUUGUCUGCAGAGUUGAGCAUACAGGGCUUUAAUACGUGACAUUGUAGUUUGAAUGUCCAGCUAGUUUAACACCUCAAACUUUGUAUAUUUCAUGGCUAUAGAGUGUUCCUCUGGAACAGACAAAUUAAGCUAUACUGGAUCAAUGGUUUUGCUUUUUAUAUAUUUGUAAAUAAAAGUGUUAUACCAUUUAUAGAAAUGCAAAGAUUCAUGAAAUGGAAUAGGAAAGAGACUGACAUCAGUAACUAUUUGAACCCAGCUGUCUGAUAUACUGUAUAUGAAUGUAUGAUACAAUUAUAGGCUAGAAAGAUUAAGUCUACAGAACAUGAUCAGCAAUGGUAAACAGAAUACUGGAUCGUUUUGAGAGACAUACAGAUCUAAACUAUUGUUGCUAAAACAUGUAUUUGAUACUUCAGCAGUUAAAAGAGAUGACUGAAUGCCUGUGUCAAUGUGUCUGAUUUGAGAAUGAAAUGUGUAUUAUAUAUUGUACCACUAAAAUAUAACUGUAAUGAUAUAUGUAAUACAGGAUAUACAUAUUUAAGUAGUCAAAUAUGAAAUGCUUUACAAUAAUUAACAUUUUUUAAAUGAUUUACCUGUUCCAUAUUUUUGUAAGCCACCCACCACACUGAAUGUAUUUACAAGUUAUUCAUUUUGAAUGAAGUGUGUCUUGUACGAUAUCCAGUGGAUACUCAUUACUACUAAAGAAAAGGAAUGUUAUGAAAAUGAAAACACAUUUGUGCUGUUAACUAUCUGUUAACUAUCUGUUCCUCUCUGUCUCUGAUUGUGUUGAUACUGACCUGCUGUAAACGGGCAGUGUUCUAUUAUGAACAGUAGGAGGAUUUGUUACGUUUUCAUGAUCAUUUCUGCAUACUGCACCUUCACUUUAACCUCUACAAUUCAAUGAGGGGACACACUACUUUCUUGAAGCACAUUACUUAAAGGGAUAGUUCACACAAAUUAGAAAAAUGACAUUUUGGUUUCCUUACCCUGUAAGCAGUCUAUGGCCAAGGUACGACAGCAAUCCAAGCUUUGGUUACGUUUUCCUGGCACUGUUUCCACAUUCUAAUGUUUUAGCAUAUGUGGCUCAAAUCCCAUUCAAGUCAUGCGACCGAUAUUAGCAUUUUUCAUGCAUCAUGUCCAAAUAUCCAAGUAUCUUAAAUUGAUUGUGAAGCUCAACAAAGUCACUUAUACAGUAGAUGAUAUGAACAUGAUGCGUGUAAAUUAUAACAUCAGUCCUGUGACUUGAAUGGGAUUUGUGCCACAAAUGCUAAAAUGUUAGUAGUGUCAGGGAAACUAAACUAAAGCAUGGAUUGCUGUCAUACUUUGCCCAUAGACUGCUUGUAGGGUAAGGAAACCAAUAUGUCAUUUUGUAAUAUGGCUGAACUAUCCCUUAAACAGUAACUCUGUAGACUUUAAUGUCAUAGGAUGUUAAUACUUAACUUCAUCAAACCUUGUUUUAACAUAUCUUUGUCAUCUGAUACGGACUACUUCUGGACUGAUUGUGUAACUGACACAUGGAUGUUUUCAACCCAAACAUGGAGGACAUUUUACACAUUCAAUUAAAGCUACACUCCAGCUUUUCAGACAGUCGUUACAUGAGAGAAAUAGGACAUUCUUUAGAAUACAACUACUGUGGAUCAUUUUAAAUGAAUAAGAUAAGGCAGAUGUAAGAAGACGUGCUUAUAAUGUUAUUCAGAACAUGUCGAUAAGUUAUUGCCAUCAUUUGUUUUCUAACGGUAUGAUCUUCAUUUCUGACUUUGUCGUCUGGAUAGCUAUACAUAUUCAGCAAUGCGUUCUGGAAGUUGUUGCUCUCGGAUAAGUCUAUGUUUUGUAUUGUAACAGCCAACGCUGACAAAUAAAACGUCUGGUAUAAGAACAUUA